Molecule: messenger RNA, 772 nt
Organism: Ostrinia furnacalis (Asian corn borer)
Lineage: Eukaryota; Metazoa; Arthropoda; Insecta; Lepidoptera; Crambidae
Product: meiotic nuclear division protein 1 homolog
Exons: 5
Coding region: 5-622 (205 amino acids)
Biological process (GO): reciprocal meiotic recombination
Cellular component (GO): nucleus
Molecular function (GO): double-stranded DNA binding
Source: RefSeq, a predicted model, not a curated record
CAACAUGUCUAAGAAGAGAGGUUUAAGUGCUGAAGAAAAGAGAAUAAGGAUGUUGGAGAUCUUUCAUAAUAGUAAAGAUUUCUUUCAACUAAAGGAAUUGGAGAAAAUAGCGCCAAAGGAGAAAGGCAUAACAAUGCAGUCGGUGAAAGAGGUGAUACAGAGCUUAGUUGAUGACCAUUUGGUUGAUUCAGAGAAAAUUGGGACUUCAAUAUAUUUUUGGUCAUUCCCAAGUAAAGCAAAAAAUGUGAAGAAAAGGAAACUGAAUGAUUUACAAAGUGAAGUCGAUGAUUGUGCCAAGAAGUUGAAAAAGACAGAAGAUGCCAUAGCCCAUGAAUCAGUAGGUCGCGAAGCAAAUGAUGAAAGAACAGAGACACUAUCAAUGUUAGAACAGCUUCUAAAACAAGAGGAAGGGCUGAAGAAGGAACUACAAAAGUAUAGGGACUCUGACCCCGAGUACAUAGCUCAACUAAAAACUGAGACUGAGGAGCUAAAAUCAGCUAUAAACCGUUGGACAGAGAACAUCUACACUUUGAAGUCUUACAUCAAGAAUAAGUUUCAAAUGGAAAACGAAGCCAUUGACCAGGCCUUCGGCAUCCCUUCGGAUUUAGACUACAUUGAAUAAACCAUAGUUAUUUGUAGAGGUUAUGUUUAGAAAAACAAAUGAUUCAGAUUUAAAACCCUUGGAAUUGUUUUGGUCAUGCUUAUUUCCUACAAAUUAAAUGUUAGACUACCAAUUCACUGAUUUUAAAGCUUGUUAAAGAUGGUUAUGACC